This is a messenger RNA of Jatropha curcas, 763 nucleotides long. NCBI's taxonomy places the organism in Eukaryota, Viridiplantae, Streptophyta, Magnoliopsida, Malpighiales, Euphorbiaceae. The record is from RefSeq and is a predicted model, not a curated record.
CGCAAAAUCAACGACAAUAGCGAGACAAAAGGAAAAUGCGGGAUGGGUUUUACUAGGAAAGACAAAAAGACUUCCUCUUCUUCUUCUUCUUCUUCAACAUCGCCCUGUGCUCAGCUAAGAGCUGCUUAUCAUAAUUGCUUCAACAGGUGGUAUUCAGAGAGUUUUGUGAAGGGUCAAUGGAGCAAAGAGGAAUGUGUUUCUGAGUGGGAAAAAUACAGAGCUUGCCUAUCUGAUCAUUUGGAGGAUAAGCAACUGAGUCGGUUCUUGGAAGCUGAAAUCCUCCCGGUUGAUUUGGGAAACGGUGGCGGUGGCGGUGGCGGUGGCGGUGGCGUUAGCGUUUCCCAGUGACUUUCUCUGUUUUAUCUUUAAAUAAUAAUCUAGAAGACAAGUUAAGAGGAUUGUUUUAGGAUGAAUGGAGGCUAGAAGUUGUAAGCUAAAGUGCAGUGGAGGAUUUAUCUGAACAACCUCUGGUUCUGGUUUUGUUCAGUGAUUUGGACUGUCGGAAAGGAUCCUGCAGUUUAUUUUUCCAGCUAGGUACAGUUGAAUUGCUUCAUAGGUUGUAUGACUGAGGUUAUUGGUGCUGGAAAUUCUGAUGCACCGUUGUUGAAGAAUUUUAUUCAAUAUUUGUUUAUUACUGUUAUGAAUUUUGAUUUGGAGAUAAAAGCGUAUUGCCUCCAACAGUUCAACUCUGUUCUAGGAACCCCAUAACCGUUAUUUUUAUUAUACAUACAAUCGUGUAUCACAUUGACAAAUUUGACUAUCA